Messenger RNA from Harmonia axyridis, 3041 nucleotides. RefSeq names its product embryonic polarity protein dorsal-like (gene Dl). The record is from RefSeq and is a predicted model, not a curated record. The transcript has 5 exons. Gene Ontology annotation, biological process: non-canonical NF-kappaB signal transduction; inflammatory response; regulation of DNA-templated transcription. Gene Ontology annotation, cellular component: cytoplasm. The coding region runs from base 365 to 2641 and encodes 758 amino acids. Gene Ontology annotation, molecular function: DNA-binding transcription factor activity; DNA binding. Lineage: Eukaryota; Metazoa; Arthropoda; Insecta; Coleoptera; Coccinellidae.
UUCGACGGCUUUAGUUCGUAAGGGUUUAAUGCGACAAAUUGCGUAAACGCGCGUAAUAAACAGUGAAAAGAGACCAUUAAAAAAUUACAGACUCGGAAGUAGUUCAGAUAUCCAAAAUAAUUCACUAUACUUCUUGAUAACCGUCUAAAAAUAAAUUUUUUGAAAUGAGUUGUAAAGUUCGGAAGUUCAGUUCCUUCGGUGGAGAAAUUUUACUCUUCGCGAGUUGCCAUUGAAGAUUUGUUUAUAAACACGUUGAUUGUGAUUAGAACAAAUCAUUCAAUUUAUCGAGAUCUUAUUGCUGGACUUCUUGGGGCACCUGCAUUUAAAAUAGUUACUCUGAGUAAUAUCUAAAUUUAAAACUUUCAUGGAAGGCUCCAACCUAAGCUUAGUUGACGCAGGUGCUGCCUCAACUAUUUAUGAAAACAAAUUGGAAAACAAUCAAGGUUUCAUCACAAACCAAUUGACAUGCAGAAAAGAAUAUGUGGACAUAAUUGAGCAACCCGCAUCUAAGGCCUUAAGAUUCAGAUAUGAAUGUGAAGGAAGAUCAGCUGGCUCAAUACCAGGAAAAUCGAGUACCUCAGAAAAUAAGACAUAUCCAACAAUACAAGUAGUAGGAUACAAUGGAAGAGCUGUAGUUGUUGUAUCCUGUGUUACAAGGGAUGAACCAUUUAGACCUCACCCUCACAACUUGGUUGGUCGUGAGGGAUGUAAAAAGGGAGUAUGCACAUUGGAAAUACCACCGGACACUAUGACUGUCUCGUUUUCAAAUUUGGGGAUCCAAUGCGUCAAGAAGAAGGAUAUUGAAUCGUCUCUGAGGACAAGAGAGGAGAUCAGGGUUGAUCCUUUCAGAACUGGAUUUAGUCACAAACACCAUCCAACUUCGAUAGACUUGAAUGCAGUGAGAUUAUGCUUUCAAGUGUUCCUAGAGGGUGACAAGAAAGGGAAAUUUACAGUACCUCUUUCACCAGUAGUGAGCGAACCAAUUUUGGAUAAAAAAGCUUCUGCUGAUCUGGUCAUUGUGAAGUUAUCUGACUGCAACAGUCACGUCGAUGGAGGAAGAAAAGACAUUAUACUUCUUUGUGAAAAAGUGGCUAAGGAAGAUAUUCAAAUAAGAUUUUUCGAGGAAAAGGAUGGUAAGACGGUUUGGGAAGGAUAUGCAGAUUUUCAAUCGAAUCAAGUCCACAAACAGACAUCCAUAUGGUUUAGAGCUCCAAAAUACCGGACACUAGAGGUUACUGAGCCAGUGAAGGCAUUCAUCCAGUUGAAACGUCCAUCAGAUGGAGCCACUAGUGAAUCAUUACCAUUUGAAUUUUUACCGUUGGACGCAGGCAGACCUUCUUACUGGAAUUUGGGUAGGAGUUUAAUGAAAAAAAGAGAUUAUGAAUUAUAUAACACGCUUCUAAGUAAAAAUAAUAUCAACCUGUUGAAAUGGAAACCAGAAGAAAAUAAAAUAGUGGCAGAGAAUGUUUUGAAUAAUAAACAUUCAACAGAACAACGAGUUCCUCAGUUAACUGAAGAAACUAUUGUCAAUAAAACUUUGGAUAAUAAUCUCAACGAGGUAAUAGUAAAUAAUGAACCCGAUAUAAUUACAACAACUAAUGUUGUUAUGGUGGAAAGUAAUAAUGAAGAAAUAAAUGUCAUCAGUAAUGAAAAUAACGUUAUUGAAACAAACGUAAAUGAACUCACCUGGCAAAUACCAGCUACUGAAGAUUCUGAAGAAAAGUCAUUCAAUCAAUUGAUUGACGAAGUUGCAGAGUUGGAUGAAAUAUAUUCUUCGUCUCAAUGCAACAAAAAUAGCUUGAUUUUAGGAGAAGAUAUUCAAAUCAUGGAUAUUGAUGAAGGAAAUACGAAUUUCGAUGACAGCAAAACAUACUCAAGUUUACAAAUGGCUUUCAAGACUCCUUUAGAUAUUGCUUACCGACCAACGGAAGAUAAACCACAAAAUGUAUUCGCACCUAUCAAAGAAGAAAGCUAUAAAUCAGUGAGUAAGAGAGAAUCUCCAGUUGAGAAAUUACCACCACUACCUCCAAAACGUCAAAAAAAGAUCGAAACCUACAUUGGUGAGGAGGAUCCGGAAUCCAGGAGAUUGAAAGAAGCUUUACUAUAUCCUAAACCGUUAAUUGUAAGAUCACAUUCAUUCAGUUCUGACCCUGAUAAAUCUAUUGCCGACUUGAAAUAUCUUGGGAGCACUUCAACACUGCCUAAUCCAAAAAAGAAAAGUUUCCUUUCCAAAUUAUUUGGGCGCAAGAAUAAAAAUAAAAGUAAUCAGGAUUUAGUUUCUCCAUACAAUAGCUCAAAGUCUCUCCAUAUAUCCCACGAUGGUAAGGUCGAUAUGAAAAUAUCAAAGUCUGUUGACAAUAUUCGAGGUACUCCAAGAUGUACACCAUCACGUGAUAUUUUGAAUGAGAAAGAGAAUGCCAUAAUUGUGAAUAUCUCUCAAGAUAAAACUAUGAUUUCAGGAGAUAGGAAUAGCCUAAUUACUGAUGGUGACUCUCUUACGCUUGUAGGAGAAGGAUUAGAUUUGACCGAGGCUGAACAUUAUGCGUUAUACACUGUAAUGGCACCUCAUGCUACACAAAGUGAAUUUGACGAAAUGUCCUGUUAUUAUGCAGCAGUAGAAGGUGGAAAAAUUUUGAGCUGAAAAGUACAAGAUUAUAUCUGACAAUAGACAGAAUACUCUUUCACAGGAUCUGAAACUUCUUUGUUGCAUUAAAACUAAAUUUUCAUAUUUUAUUGUUGAUAGUUCAUUGUUUUCCUGAUGCUUUAAAUCAUUUUUAUAUAUUUAAUGUUUAAUUUAGUAUGAUUGAAUGGUGUUGAAAGUUGUUGAAAAAAGUUUUGGAGUUUAGACAAUGUUAUAUGGAGUAAUGUAUGUAGACACUGAGAAACCCUUAUUAUAAAGUUCUUAUUAUGCGUUGAAAAUAAUUUUUGUUCUAUAUGAAGUGUUAAAUUUGUGUUCUUGUUUUGAUAUUUGAAGAUUGCUUAUGUAACAUUUAUUUAUACAAAAAACCUUUAUUAUUAAAAAUAAAUGAAAGGAGAAUAAA